CACACAACGAGCCAGGUUUGGAAUGAAAAUGUUCUGGUAACAGGAGUGGAGUCCGUAGACUGAUAGAAACCAGAUAGAAAUCUGUGUUACCGGUUCCUCCGAUAGCUGGGUUUCGUUUCUUGGAUAUUAAGUUGCAAAUCUGAAGAGAUGGCAUUUCUUGCACUGCACGUGUUGAUUGGGAUAUUUAUUUACUUUAGCGGUGUAAAAGGAUCUUCCCAGCCUCAAGCAAGGGUGUUUUUAACAUUCAAUGAGCUGCAAGAAACUAAGACCUCUGAAUAUCACAGACUAUCCCACAGUCCCCUGGAUUACAGGAUAUUAUUAAUGGACGAAGAUCAGGAUCGGAUCUACGUGGGCAGCAAAGAUCAUAUUCUGUCUUUGAAUAUUAAUAAUAUAAGCCAGGACCCUCUCAAUAUUUUCUGGCCAGCGUCAGCAAACAAGGUUGAAGAGUGCAAAAUGGCUGGCAAAGAUCCUACACAUGGCUGUGGAAAUUUUGUGCGUGUGAUACAGUCGUACAAUCGCACGCACCUGUAUGUCUGUGGCAGCGGCGCCUUCAGCCCCGUGUGCGUGUAUGUCAACAGAGGACGCAGGUCCGAGGAACAAAUCUUCAAGAUUGACUCCAAGUGUGAAUCAGGAAAGGGACGCUGUUCUUUCAACCCUAAUGUGAAUACGGUGUCUGUUAUGAUCAAUGAAGAGCUUUUUUCAGGAAUGUAUAUUGACUUCAUGGGUACAGAUGCAGCCAUUUUUCGGAGUCUGACCAAGAGGAAUGCAGUGCGAACUGACCAGCACAACUCCAAGUGGCUGAGUGAGCCUAUUUUUGUGGAUGCUCAUGUUAUCCCAGAUGGCACUGACCCCAACGAUGCCAAAAUCUACUUCUUCUUCAAAGAGAGACUCACAGACAACAGUGGCAGCACAAAGCAAAUUCACUCAAUGAUUGCAAGAAUAUGCCCAAAUGACACAGGUGGUCAGCGUAGUCUCGUGAACAAGUGGACAACAUUUUUGAAAGCAAGACUUGUAUGCUCAGUAAUGGAUGAAGAUGGAACAGAAACAUACUUUGAUGAAUUAGAGGAUGUGUUUCUUUUAGAGACAGAUAACCCCAGAACAACGCUUGUGUAUGGAAUUUUUACAACAUCAAGCUCCAUAUUUAAAGGCUCAGCCGUGUGUGUGUAUCAUCUAUCUGACAUCCAGACAGUGUUCAAUGGGCCAUUUGCACACAAGGAGGGCCCAAACCACCAGCUGAUUCCAUAUCAGGGCAGAAUUCCAUACCCGCGACCUGGCACUUGUCCAGGAGGAGCCUUCACACCUAAUAUGCGGACAACCAAAGAGUUUCCAGACGAUGUUGUGACGUUCAUCAGGAAUCACCCUUUGAUGUUUAAUCCCAUUUACCCAAUACACAAGAGGCCAUUAAUCAUCCGGAUAGGAGCCGACUACAAGUAUACGAAGAUUGCUGUGGAUCGAGUGAAUGCUGCUGAUGGAAGAUACCAUGUCUUGUUUCUUGGAACAGAUCAAGGAACCGUACAAAAAGUUGUUGUCCUGCCCACCAACUUCUCGGCAAGUGGAGAACUCAUUUUAGAAGAGCUGGAGGUUUUUCAGAGUAAUUCUCCUAUAACAACAAUGAAGAUUUCAUCUAAAAAGCAACAGUUGUACGUGAGCUCAGAUGAAGGGGUCACCCAGGUAUCCUUGCAUCGCUGCCACAUCUACGGGACCGCCUGCGCCGACUGCUGCCUAGCCCGAGAUCCGUACUGCGCCUGGGAUGGCAACUCCUGCUCCAGGUUUUAUCCCACGGGGAAAAGGAGGAGUCGUAGGCAAGACGUGAGACAUGGAAACCCUCUGACUCAGUGCCGAGGUUUCAACCUGAAAGCAUACAGAAAUGCUGCAGAAAUAGUUCAGUAUGGAGUAAAAAACAACACCACCUUUCUCGAAUGCACACCCAAAUCUCCUCAGGCUUCUAUUAAAUGGCUGCUACAGAAAGACAAUGACAGGAGGAAAGAGGUCAAGCUGAGUGAGAGGAUCAUAGCUACCGAGCAAGGACUCCUCAUUCGCUCUGUCCAAGACAGUGACCGGGGGCUUUACCACUGCAUCGCAACAGAGAACAGCUUCAAGCAGACCUUAGCAAAGAUCAAUUUCAAAGUGUUGGAUUCAGAGAUGGUGGCCUUCAUGACGGACAAGUGGUCCCCUUGGACCUGGGCCAGCUCAGUGCGAGCGCUGCAGUUUCACCCAAAGGACUUUGUGGGAGCCUUCAGCCACUCAGAAAUGCAGAUGAUUAACCAGUACUGCAAAGACAGUAGACAGCAAGGUCAGCAGAAGGAAGAAUCCCAGAAGAUGAGAGGGGACUACAGCAAGCUAAAGGCCCUUAUCAAUAGCAGGAAAAGUAGAAAUAGAAGAAAUCAAUUACCUGGAUCUUAA
Egretta garzetta (little egret) is the source of this 2403-nucleotide messenger RNA. RefSeq names its product semaphorin 3C (gene SEMA3C). Gene Ontology annotation, biological process: negative chemotaxis; axon guidance; semaphorin-plexin signaling pathway. The record is from RefSeq and is a predicted model, not a curated record. The transcript has 18 exons. Bases 148 to 2403 code for a protein of 751 amino acids. Gene Ontology annotation, molecular function: semaphorin receptor binding; chemorepellent activity. Lineage: Eukaryota; Metazoa; Chordata; Aves; Pelecaniformes; Ardeidae.